Molecule: messenger RNA, 618 nt
Organism: Dioscorea cayenensis subsp. rotundata (Guinea yam)
Lineage: Eukaryota; Viridiplantae; Streptophyta; Magnoliopsida; Dioscoreales; Dioscoreaceae
Product: pentatricopeptide repeat-containing protein At2g45350, chloroplastic-like
Exons: 2
Coding region: 1-618 (205 amino acids)
Biological process (GO): RNA modification
Molecular function (GO): protein binding; RNA binding
Source: RefSeq, a predicted model, not a curated record
AUGGAUGAAGCAUUGGAGUUGUUUGAUAAAGUGCCGGAAAGGGAUGUUAUAGCUUGGGCUAGUGUGAUCAAGGGGCAUAUGGAUGCCAGGAAUGUUAGCUCGGGCGGUGUUUGUUUGAUGAAAUGCCGGAGAGGGAUCCACAGAGGACUAGUCAAAGAAGGUCUAGCAUGCUUCAAGAGUUUGAUCAAAGACUACAAACUAGAGCCGAAAGUGCAGCAUUAUGGAUGUAUGGCUGACAUUCUGGGUUGUGUGGGAUUGCUGAAAGAGACAGUGAGAUUGAUCAAGGCAAUGCGUGUACAACCAAAUGAUGUGGUUUGGAGAUCACUGCUAAGUGCUUGCAGAAAUCAUGGUAACAUUGAGAUUGGAAAGAAGGUGGUUACCAGUAUGAUAGAAUGUGAUAAUUGUAGGUCUAGUUCAUAUGUUCUCCUGUCAAAUCUGUAUGCUGGAUGUUGUAUGUGGGAAGAUGCAACCAGGAUUAGAAUGACAAUGAAAGAAGGGGAUUUUAGGAAACUUCCUGGUUGUAGUUGGAUUAAGCUUGAUGGGAUUAUUCAUGAUGGGAUUAACUCGCCCUCAAGCUCGACGGAUUUAUUCCAUUCUUUUGAAUUUUUGUACAGUUGA